This is a messenger RNA of Anneissia japonica, 5032 nucleotides long. Its product is annotated as neuronal acetylcholine receptor subunit alpha-7-like. Gene Ontology annotation, cellular component: neuron projection; synapse; postsynaptic membrane. The transcript has 11 exons. Gene Ontology annotation, biological process: monoatomic ion transmembrane transport; regulation of membrane potential; chemical synaptic transmission. The record is from RefSeq and is a predicted model, not a curated record. The coding region runs from base 689 to 2311 and encodes 540 amino acids. Lineage: Eukaryota; Metazoa; Echinodermata; Crinoidea; Comatulida; Comatulidae. Gene Ontology annotation, molecular function: acetylcholine-gated monoatomic cation-selective channel activity; transmembrane signaling receptor activity.
GAAAUAAUGUUGCGAUAUCUUAUCGAUCAUCAUACGAGUGGAGAACCUUGUAAGAUACAUCAGAAGUUUGCUUAUUAGCCAACCAUUGAAGUAGACCGUGUAUUUCGUCAUAUACACUCUGUAGCUAAACAGUAUACAUAUAACACCUGUACCAGUUUUUAAUCAUAUCGCUUAUCCCGGUACACUGUAAUCAGUAUCAAUUAUAAUCAAGCGGUGAAUAUCGGUAUGAACAGCUCUACAAUUACUCUCGGAUUGUCAAAACUAUCAGUUGUGAGCAUGCGCGGCGAUAAGUUUCAGGCUUAAGCCGCUCUCACGAAUAUCGAGCUGUGACUGUUAUGGUUAUUGUGUAUCUUGGCAGGUCUAUGAGUAUUUGUUAUUUAGUUUCACCUCGGCAUAAAGGUUUGACACACAGAUUUUACACAUAUUAUGACGUGAUACUGAGGCGGUGUCCGUACAGAUACGUGUUGCGUCGUAGUAGAGGACGCUAGCUCAACCAGUCUGUUCAAAAGCAUUGGCGAGGUACAGAGUGCAUGUGUAGAGUAUUAUAACAAAACUUAUGUCUUAAUGCUUCCCGAAAACUUUUGUCCUCUCCCAGAGCUCAAGGCUUUGAGGUGUACAUAGUUGUUUUUGUGUUUUGCCAUCUUAUUCCUCGUUUUUCCCAUUUUGAAGUUGUCCAACUGCAGGAAAUAUGGCUUUUCACAUUCAUCUGAGAACCAGCAUUAUUAUUGUUUUCAUCGCCGUGUUUUUUCCUGUAGAGGCCCAGCUCCGGAAUACGACUACCAAUGAAAUAGAGGCCCAGCUCCGGAAUCCGGCUACCAAUGAAAUAGUUAAGCCGGGAGAGUAUGAACGGCAGCUGAUGGACGAUCUACUUAGUAAGUUCCCUUUUCGGGAAUUCGCUAGACCCGCUGUCAACGAAAGUGAAUCCUUGGUGGUUGCAAUGGGAAUGGCGCUACAACAGAUCAUGGACGUAGACGAAGUGAAUCAGAUUAUUACAACAAAUAUUUGGCUGACUUUGACCUGGACGGACGAAACAUUGUCGUGGAAUGAGUCGGAAUAUGGUGGCAUCAGCUCAAUCAGACUACCACCCUCUAAGAUUUGGACUCCUGAUAUUCUACUGUAUAAUUGUGCCAAUGAAAACUUUGACUCCACAUAUCAUUCAAAUGUUGUCGUUUCUUCCACGGGGUGUUGUGAGUGGAUUCCCCCUGGAAUCUUCAAGAGUGCAUGUUCGAUCGAUGUCACCAACUUUCCAUGGGACAACCAGACCUGUAAAUUGAAAUUCGGGUCCUGGACCUAUGAUGGAGGGCGCAUCAACCUUACAAAACUGGAUGAAGAGGGCGAUAUAAGUGCUUUCAAAACCAAUGGAGAAUGGGAACUCAAUGGUGUUGAUGUGCUUAGGAAUGUGGUCUACUACCCAUGUUGUAAAGACCCUUUCAUCGACAUCACCUUCCAGAUCAGGUUAACGCGCAAGACUCUGUAUUAUGCUAUGAAUCUUGUGAUGCCUUGCAUACUCAUAUCAGUUUUGAUGUUACUUGUAUUCACCCUCCCGCCAGACACUGGAGAGAAACUUUCAUUUGCUGUUACGAUUCUGUUGUCGUUAACAGUUUUCAUGAUGAUAUUUACCGAAAGUCUACCGCCUACGUCGGACUCAACGCCCAUGUUGUCAAAUUACUUCAGUGCUAUGCUGAUAAUGGUUGCCAUGGCAGUGGUGCUGACGAUGACCAUACUAAACUUCCAUCAUCGCAACCCGGACACUCAUACAAUGUCGUAUUUAGUAAAGUUAGUAUGUCUAGACUGGCUUCCAUGGUUUCUGCACAUGAGUAGGCCUGGACACACCUUUAAAGGACCAUUCAAGAAUUCCGGCAAUCUUAGUAAUCAGGAGAUGGAGAUCGAGAUGCUUGACCAAUCACCCGGCUACAGAAGAAAGAUGGCGGCCACCUCGGGCUACCAGAAUAAUGGACGCACCCCGUUGGCACUGCAUCAACAAGGUCCAACUGGCGUGAUUGGAGUCAGGUACGCGAGCUACCAUGAACAACAAGAGGGGCUGAUGGAUAAAACGAUUAUUGGUCGCGACAAUCAGGGAAUACAGGCCCGUGACAAAAUGGAUAACGUCCUAGACGAACUCCACUUCAUGACAGAGCGUUUCAAGAAAAAUGACGAUGAUGAAGAGGUUGUAGGAGACUGGAAGUUUGCCGCCAUGGUUUUAGAUCGCUUCGGACUGAUAUUCUUCAGUAUUUAUUUGGUUAUUGCGACCAUAGUCAUUCUUAACACUGCUCCUAACUUCCGCAAAGAGGUGCUUGGGAUAAACGUGUAACCAGUCGGUGUAUACGUCAUCGAAACCGAGAGACGGAACCACGACUUUAGGAACUUUCAUUAGUUGUUUGCGAAUUUUAUUCCGAACAACCCUCAAGACAAACCAUGCUAAACCAACGAGAAACGUUGUUGCAACCUUUAGAAUCGAUACAUGACGUCUGUAGAAAACUUAUUCAUGUGCCACUGACUGAAUAAUCUAUAGUAAAUUUUACGGAAGAAUACCUUGGAUCGUCAAAAAGAACUAUAAACCAAAAUACUAUAGCAUGUGGAUGCAGUGACUUUCUUCAAAAGGCGCGCCUAUCGGAUCCUUGGAUAUAGAUUCUCUCCCGUCAUUUUUGGUUAUAUCAUAGUUAUAUAAUUUAUUUCGUCGUUUAAAACAUUUAAAUACUUGCAUAAUAAUCGUACAUAGAGUAAGCUGAAAUUCAAAUAGAUGACACAGAGACAGAUCCCCAAUAGGGUAUAUGUUCGCUAAAGAGUGUAAAGUAAGCACUAACAAAAAAUAUAUAGGGGCCUACUAUUGUUUAAAAAUAUAUAAAAGUAAAAGCGUCAACAUUAAAACAAGGUUGUUAUAAAACAGUAUUUUGUGUAAUCACACAAGUAUUAAAAUCUGCUGCCUGCGCUGCAAAUGUAUCUGUGUCUAGCUUUCCUUUUUUAGUGCUUAUUGUAAGGCUAUGUGACAAAAUUAUACAAUCGUCUAUUUUAAAAGAUGAAUUGAAAAUACAGUGGGCCUAAGCCUACAUUAAAUGAAAAGGCGUGUGGUGACAUUACUACUGUGUAUAUUAAUAACGAAUAAUCAAGAAUAAGCUGAGACUACAUUUGAAACACGCAUCAUACUGAACUUACACGCAUAAAACGUGUUAAUUAGCUUUAGAUGAAAAAUGUGUAAUAAUUGCGUAGUACAGGUUUUAAAUGCAAAGUAUGCGCACAAGAGAAAAGGAACGAGUGUUUGGUGAAUGUGCUAUAUCGAUUAUCCAAGUUUCAUAUCAGAAUUUUUACUUAAUAGAAUGAAAAUAAACUUUGUAGAUAUAUUAGAUAAGCAGCUACCUUUGUUUUCAAAUAAAGAAAUUUAUAACGCAUUGUAUUGCUAACGCUAAAUGUUAAAAAACAAAACAGCAUUUGCGCAGGUGAUGUAUAUGUAUGUGUUGAAGAUUGGUGAUUGGUUAAUCGGAUAAACAUACGCGCGUGUUUUCAGGGUGUAUAGUCAUUUUGAAACCGAAAAUUUAUAAUUACAAAAAUGGCUUACAGUAAUUAGAUAACUCCAAAUCCUUCCUUUGCAAUAAUAAACAAUAUUCUUACUAUACUAUAACCAACUAAAUAAAUAAAAAAUAAUCCACUAUAUCUAUUUAGGCUAGAUUAAAAAAACAAAAAACAAAAAAACUAAACAUUAGCAGAUUCCUUAAGUUUGUGUAAUUUAAGAUUUGAUGUUAUAAUACUUUUGAGAAAAUGAGAAAUUACAUUAUGAAUAGUAUAAAACACCUAGGCCUAAUACAAAGUUUGGAUAAUUUUGGAAAAUGAACUAUUGCAUCAAAAGUGUUAAUUUUAGAAAGUUGUUCCUCAAUAGUCAUCGCCAGUUCUAUUAUCCAAUUAAAAAUAUUCAGUAUUACCCUAACAUUUAUUAUGAAUAAGAUCAUUAUAUUCAUUAUAAUUAAGUACUUGGUACAACGAAUAAUUAUUGAUACAAAAGGCUAAUUAUAUUUUGAGCAAUCUCAAAACAUGUUCCGACUUUUUUACACUUAAUCGUAAUCGUCUCUUCUUUCUCUCUAUUAACUAUUUGAACUAAUUAGCAAUUUGACAUUAUUAGUACUGAUGUUUAGGUCAUCAGAACCAGCAAACAACUUGCCAAUUAUAAUAAUUUAUAAGAUUAUUUAAUAAGAAAAACUAUCAAUAUGAUAUAGUAGUUAGAUGUGUUUUUUUUAAAUAUCACCAUUAUUUUUACUACAGUAGUUAAGAUAUUCUAUGGUAUAUAUUUAGCUUACAUAUAACAACUACAAUUUAAAUGAAUUUUAGAUAUUAUUUGGUUGUGAAGAUUUAACUUUUAUUUAUUAAAGCAAAAAAAUAAUAGAAUAAAAAUUAUGAACUUCUGGAAAUGCUCAAAAUCUACCUUUUCACGCAAUGUAAAAUAAAUGUUACGCUUUAAUUUCAUUGAAUCAAAGGGUAUAGAAUGAUUGUAUGCAGGCGAUGAAACGUUAAAAAAUACUACCCCGAGAUAGGGGGCGCCCUAUUUACGUCCGAAGUUUUUUUGAAGGAUGCCCUCUAGUUCGUAAUAAUACUUUUUGAGAUAGAAUUGUGUUCCUGCGAAUCCCGCGAGUCGGACCUCCUGCAGUUAUAUUACUCUCUGAUCGAAUGUACUCUACCAUAACUCUUGGUUGCAGCAUAUUUCUCAAACACUCUUUAUCUGGUUUUGAUUUUCCCUUUUAAUUUUAAUUGGAAUCAUUUUAAAAGAAAUACAUAUUAUUGGUUGAAAAUAAAAUAGUUAUAAUAGAAAUUUUUGGGGAUAAAAAAAUCAUUUUGUCACCCUUUUGGUAAGUAGGAAAGUAGAUCUAAUAAUAAACUAUGUAUUUAAACGUUGUUAGUGUAGCGAAUUCUGUGCAGUGAUUCAACAACUUUCUUUACAAAACAGUAAAGAAAUGUUGAGAAUAUUAAGGUGCAUGUGAUUCUGUUGUUGUAAGCAUUAAAUUCAAGUCAAAAAAUAAAUGCUGGCGUUGGAUGGUUACUUGAAAAA